Messenger RNA from Neltuma alba, 1883 nucleotides. RefSeq names its product gibberellin 2-beta-dioxygenase 8-like. The transcript is spliced from 4 exons. Bases 17 to 1294 code for a protein of 425 amino acids. The record is from RefSeq and is a predicted model, not a curated record. Lineage: Eukaryota; Viridiplantae; Streptophyta; Magnoliopsida; Fabales; Fabaceae.
UCCCAGAGUCACAGGCAUGAGCUUCUUAGAUUCUUCUUAUCCGCCGCCUCUCUGCCACCUCGGCAUCGACGAAGACGACGCCGGUAACCACCGGGAGCAUCAUCAGGAGCAUCCUGAAACAGCUACGACGUCAGAUCCGGUCCCAGUUCCGGUGAUCGAUCUUCAAUGCCUGAACGACGACGAGGUGUUGAGGAGGCUAGACGAGGCUUGUAGGGAGUGGGGAAUAUUCCGGGUGGUAAACCACGGAGUUCCGGCGGCUCUAAUGGCGGAGCUUGAAGACCUGACGAAACGACUGUUCUGGAUGUCGUUUGAGAGCAAAAAGGCGUCGUGCGAAGGAAGUCCUGUGAGUUAUUUUUGGGGGACGCCUGCUCUGACUCCAUCGGGCACUGCCCUAUCGGGAGGACAUCGAAAGAUCAAUUUGGUUGAAGGCUUCAAUCUUCCUUUAAGUCAACUCUCAGAAUUUCAUCCGCGGCUUCCUCUGCUUCAAUCUUUCAGAACUAGAAGAUCUGAAUCCAAAUGGAUGACUACACGUUUGUGCACAAACAAAGGGAAUAUUGACACACAAAUACACUCACACAGAGCACAGAGCACAGGUUUGAUCCAAUCACCUCCAUCCCAAGGGAGGAAGUUGGUGCCAUUAGACCCAAGGGACUUUGGCAAACAAAAUGCAUUCUUUGUGUGUGAAUAUCUAACUACAUCACUAUAUAGAGUUGCAGUGUUAGAGUAUGAAGAGCAAGUAGCAAGAAUCGCCACAAGUUUAUUCAAAGCAAUGGCGAAGAACUUAGAUGAUGUGAGCAUAUUGGAGAAGUCAAGCCAGUAUCUUUCUCACAAGACAGCCAAUAUACGUGUCUAUCGCUAUCCACGUAGCCCUAAUAAUAAUAAUAAUAACAACACCGUUGCUUCUUGGGGAAUGGAACCUCACACAGAUAGCUCUGUGCUCUCCAUUCUCAGCCCCCAUACUCAAGAUUCUUCCCUUGAGAUCCUCAACAGUUAUCAAUGGCUUCCUCUUCAAUCCAUUCCCAACACCCUCCUCGUCAACAUUGGCGACAUGAUGCAGGCCAUAAGUGAUGACAGAUACAAGAGUGCGUUGCACAGGGUGAGGAUAAGCCAAGAAAAGGAAAGGAUUUCGGUGUGUUACUUUGUGUUUCCAGAUGAAGAGUUUGUGAUAGGCAGCUCCAAGUACAAGCCUUUUAGUUAUAGUGAUUUCAGAGCACAAGUUCAAGAGGACAUCAAAGCCAUUGGCUAUAAAGUUGGACUCUCCAGGUUUACCCAAACUCAUCAUCACCACACUUAAAAGAGAGAACACAAACUUCAACCCUCUCUCUCAAAUCAUCAAUUUUCAACUAUCUUCAUUGUUCUCUUUAAUUAAUUACAUAAAUUCUUUUUGCUUGAGAUAUGUAAAGCAAAAUGAAUACAGAACAAAGAGAGGAACUUGUGGGUUCUAUUUGACGUGAGGCGACCAUAACUAUUCUCCUUCUCUUUUUCUCUUCACUUGAUUAUCUCAUACUCUAACUAGUAACGUGGAGAGAGUUCAUGCUCAAAAUAAAGAGGUUUUGUUGGGUUAUACCUUAUCCCGCCUUAAUAGAUUAAGGCCCAAGCCCAAUAUAAGUGGGGUUCUAAGGAGAAUAAGGAAAAGCAUGGGGUCAUCGAGAGAAUUUUCUCAUUAUAUAAGUGAAGGUGUAAGUUUGAGGCACAUACCAUAACUCCCUAAAAAACUUCUUGGUCCCUCUAAGAAAGGACUCUCUUUUUCUUUUUGGUGUAUUUGUUGUGUUGCUUAAUUAGAAUCCAUGACUUUAAUAUGGUUUUAUGUUGACCCCUUAAUUAGUUAGCCAAAUUCGAAAUAUGCUCCAAAAUCCUACAGAUUUAUAAGAAAUUAGCAAGUC